Messenger RNA from Mesorhabditis belari, 1866 nucleotides. The record is from the annotation of a GenBank genome assembly. NCBI's taxonomy places the organism in Eukaryota, Metazoa, Nematoda, Chromadorea, Rhabditida, Rhabditidae.
AUGAUAGCACGACCCAAACCUGGAGAAACCGAAGAUGAUCUUAAAAGGCUUGAAGCGGAAUUUCAGCAGGGCGAUAGUCAGUGUUCCGUCAAAAUCAAGCGCCCAAUCAAAAAAGCAACGCGACCCAACUUGGCCGGACGAUUCACGUUGGAUUUAGACACUUUACCCGAACUUGAAAGCUAUCAAGUUCUUUUUGACGUCGAAGAGCGCAACACUGAUCUACUUGAUCUUCAACCGACAACAAGCAAACUGCCAGCAUCAACCCUGAAAAGCUACUCAGAAGAUGACGGUUUUCCAGAGGCUAUUGAUCUCUCAUCUUACUACAAAGUUGGCAGUGCGAAAAGACAAGCCGAUGCUGGGAAAAGUUAUUUUGCAACUGAGUUCGACCGCCUUAAUGGCCACAUUGAAGAUGCGAGACAUGACCCCAUCGAGGAAGAUUCAAUUACGGCGUUAGCAAGUGAGACGCAAAAUGAUUUUGAAGAGGAAAACGUGAAACGGCUGGCUGCGAUGAAAAAUGAUGAACUUGUAGCAGCACGCAAAGAAAUUGAAGAAAAGCUUGAUCCGAAGUUGUUGGAAUUCUUGAAGAACCGGCAUAAGUCAAAAAACGCUAAACCUUCAUCUGAGGCUCUAGCAAAGCCUCAAGUUUCCCAAUAUAAACAAGCGAAGCUGCUACGCGAACAGGGAUUGGCGGAGGAAAAAAAUGAACCGCAAACUUCUAUAUCUACCGAAGCUAUCAGACAAUUAGAAGUGUUGGAGGAGUUUGCAGAUUGGAAAGCAGAAGAAAAGUACGACAGAUUAGCUGCCGAUGCAGUUCAACUCGACUUAUUGACGAAAUGCGCUCGAAGAGUGAUUCCAAGACAAGAACACCAAGCCACUCGUCUAUUUGAUCUAUUGAAAGCCUCUACCAGAACCGAAGCACCAAAUUCGACACUCGAGUUAGCGAGAAGUAAAAUUGACGAGAUUAAGAAACUCUACCUUGAAGAAAUUAACGUUGGUGGAAAGCAGGUCCAGCGGUUUGCAAAUGGACUAAAUCCGGUAGUGGAUGGCUCAUGGAUGUUGCGACCGAUCCGAAGCGUUUUGGAUGCAAUGCAGAAAUCGGAAAGGUCUUCUACCACAGAUGAUCUCGACAUCGUUCGUUUAACGCUAAUGUGGACGGCGUUACUUUUUGCAGAAAGACCGACACUAUUCUAUACAAUGGUUGACCCCAGCGAUUUUUAUGUACGACUGGCAGAACUUUAUAUUUUGGGCCCAGAAUUGUUUACCGAUACGAUUAUUGAAGAGUGCACAUCGAUGCUCUUGGAGCAAUUUUUGUUGCCUCAAUCGCGAAAAGGGCAACUAAUUCUUCGACUUGAACGACCCGUGGCGGGCCUUGACGCUUUCAUGCCAUUUUACGAAGAGCUGUUAACAAAGUACGAGGAGUUUUCCGUUGGGCAUAUUGGAUUCUCAAAGAUCAUCUUACUUGGUGCUUAUGGAAACAGCGCUCUUAGUGAUGCCCUUGAAUGUCAAUUAACGCUAUGGAGUAGUCGGAGAAAUGUUGUACGAGAGAUGACAACGUCUUCCAAUGUAUUGAAGCCGCUUCUUGACUUCAUCAAAGAAAUAUCAGAGAAUGCGGCUAAAGCUAAAGAGGAGACUUGCUACGUACAGUACAGCAUGCUCUUGUCGGAAUAUGCAGGUGCUCUUCGUUCUCGUCGAGUGGAAAAGGAAAGAAAUUCGGGAGCGUUUAUGAUUGCCGCGAACGAGCUUGGAGCUUUUGUUUUGAGACACACCAGUGCUAAAGAGAAUGUCGAAUUAUCAACACCGAGUUUGAAAGAUUUCGAUUCGCUGGUUUGCGUCUUACGAGAAGCUGUCAAAGACGUUCUGACCAUU